CUCGGGACUUGGUAGUCUCUUUAAAUUUGAAGGAAAAAGACCUCCAAUAAUAAAUUGUGGUUUGUCAAAGUUAAAAGUACCCCUACCGAACUUAUUGGCACUCUAUCACCUAGUUGUAAACCAUUUGUUUCAAAAUCUUGUUGAUAUAGCGAGGAAGAUCAGAGAUGGAAAUACAAAAUGCUUAAAUAGGACAUUGAACCUUCCAAAUUUUCCCUGGAGAUUGCAAGUAGCUAUAACUAAAGGAGAACAUUCUAAAAAAAGAUUAGUCAUUGUUUACAGUCAAACAAUAGAUAAAUAUACUAAAGUAGAUGCUUAUUCAUUCAAAAAGGAUUGAUGAUCUAGUCAAUAAAAUUGCUCAAUAAAAAAUAUUCAGUAAUGUGGAUUUGAUACUAGCCUUCCGCCAAACUUUUUUUACCAAAAAUGAUAGAAAACUUACAGCUUUCGAAGUAAAUGGCAAUUUGUUCCAGCUUAGACAAAUGCCUUAGGAACUGAAAAAAGUGAUGCUUGUUUUCAAUGUACUAUAAACGAAUUUAUAGAAAGAGAAGAAUUUUUAGAUGAAUUUAGAAAUGAAGAGAAGAGACAGGUUUUGACUUUACUCUUGUAAGCUUUUCUAAUCUAAACAAAUUAAAUGAUCAACUUAAAUUGUACUAAAAUAAUUGAAUUUAUUUAUAUAUAAUAUCUGAUGAAAAAAUUAACAAAUAAAACAUAGGUGUAAUUGAAAAUAUAGCCAUGAAUAAUAAUAUUCAAUUGAAAAAUUCAUAUAAUAAUAAAUCUUGUUCUAGUAUGUAACUCUGAAGAAUCUAAAGAUCAAUUAUUGAAUUCUCUCAAAGACACAAACAAUCAAACAAAAAUAAAAUCAUAUCAAUUAAACAUGCAAAAAAUUAUUAUCAGUGGUUUACCUAAGGAAUAUAAUUAAAAUGAAGUUGUUAAUAUGCUGCACACACAAAACAGUUUUAUCCAAGAAUUUAGCAAGGUGAAAAACAUCAAAGAUCAUUUAAAAUAGAAGCUAUCAAACCAAUAAAAAAUAAACCAUCAAUGUUUUAAGUGUUUGCAAAAGUAAAUAAAAUAUUAAGAGGUUUUCAAUGUUAUAAAAACAAAAUAACAAAACACUUGGAUUAACUUCUGGAAGAAUAUAUGAUGAACUUAAUGUAAUGAGUUGUUUUAACUGUCAAAGCUUUGGACAUUUUGCAAAGGAAUGCAAAAACAAGAACCAAUAUGUGCUAAAUGUAGCAAAAAACAUUGGACUGAUCAGUGUUCUUCAAUGGAUAAAAAAUGUGUUAAAUGUGUUUUAGAUGGACAAAAUGAUAAGUUUCAUUGCGCAUUUGAUAUUAAACAUCCUUCACUUGAGAGAGAAAAAAAUACCCUGAAAGAAACACUUGAAAUUAAUUUUUUAAAUGUCAAGUUUAAAAAGAUGAUAAAACCUACAUAAAUUAUAUAUUAUCCUCACUAUGGAAUGUUCGAUCUAUUACUAACAAACUUCCAGAUGUAAUAAAGUAUAUACUUGACCAGAAUCCAGACAGUUUUUUUUAGAUCACUAAUUUUAAUUAGCAUUUAUAGACUAAUAUUUGUUUCUCUCAUUUCUGGAUGAACUCAUGGAUUUAAUUGAAAAGAUAGUAUCAACAGGUUGCAAAUACCUUAUAGUGGGUGAUAUAAACAUAGGCUUAGAUACUAAAGAACUACUACUAAAGAAACAUACUAGAUGUAGUAAUAAACUGCCAGAUGGAAUACCAGUAGUUAUGCUUACUGUAAGAAUCUUGGAUUUGAGUGAUCAUUUUCUCAUUGAUUUUAAAAUAGAACAAAAAAUAGAAAAAAAAGUUAUACCAAUUACCAAAAAUUUAAAAAUAGUGGACGUACAGUCCUUUAACAAUUAAAUGUCAAAAAAUAAACCAGAAAUAUCAUCAGCUGAAAAUAUGAAAGACAAAAUAACCAAAUAAUGAAAGAGAUUGUGCAGAAACGUUCCCGUUUAAAAAUAAAAAAAAUAAAAAUAGUCAAAAGAGCUCCUUGGUAUGACAGAGAAUAUACAGGUGGUUGCACCUCAAAAACCACAUAAAAGUAGAAGAGCCUAAAACUUUUUUUCUUGAGAAAAAUAAUAUUUUUUAAGUUAUUACUAUUGAAAAAUAAGCUUAAAUGGGGUUCUUCCUGAUAGGUAUGGUUUAAUAUGUCUCACUUGUUUUCUUUUGCUUGAAUGUUGAAGCUGACUCUUUUUCGCCAUGCACCCCAAAAACCACAUUAACUAAUUUAGCUAUAAUUUCUUAACUGUUAAGAACUUUAACCUGAUUUUUUGAAGAAGAUUGUUAUAAUAAAUUGCUCUUAGGAUGAUUGCAUCACUGCUAACUUAUAUUUUAUAGAACACUUCAAAUGUACUACAAAAACCACAUCAUAUGCAUCUCAAAAUAUAUAAUUAAUAGAUUAAGUAAAUCAUUUUGGCUUCGCUUUAAUGCUAAACAUAGCAGUCUUACCAUCAAGCGACAAGGAAGAGUGUCUAUAAACCAUGCACUGAAUUGUUCAAGGGAAAUGGCAUGUAAUCAUUUAAGUAUCAGUUUGAAAAUUUUUAUAAAUAAGUAUCAUUCUACAUUUUUAAAUAUAUUUAUUUCUAUGUAAUAUAUAUCAGAUUCACUUGUUAAAGAACUAGUAGAAGUUGGUGUUAUGGUUAAUGAAGAGAAAAUUGAAGCAGGGGUUUGGAAUGGCAUUGUUGAUUAUUGAAUAUUUAAUUGUUGAAUACUUAAUUGUGAUGAAACACCCCUAUUUAUUAACUAUGGGGUUGAUGGUACCAAUUCUGGGUUAUUUUAUGCUGGCAAAGGGGAUGAAUGUCAAAGAAUGUAUAGAGAAAACAGAGAAUGUGUCACAAGGGGAUAUAUAUAUGUGCCAGGUGAUUUUUAAAUGUACUGGUAUUACAAGUUGUAUGGUUCCAACAGAAGCAGCAAAUAAAAUUCCACAUUUGUUGGUUACGACAUCAGAAAAUGGAGCAUCAAACUAUGAAUCAUUCUUGGCAGCAUUGAAAGAAUUCCAUGUCUACUUAAAUGAAAAAAUGUUAAGCGACCCAUCAUCUUAUUGUCAGAUGGACAUAGCUCAAGACUAGACUUUGAUAAUUUAUCUUUUCUUGAGUUGAAAAAAAUUCGUCUCUUUGCCGCUCCACCAGACACAACAAGAGUUACUCAACUUCUUGACCAAGUAAAUAAGAACGUUCAUAGCGAGUAUCGUAAACAGAAAGACUUUAUGUUUUCAGUUAUCUGCUCCUUAAAUAAAGAAGCUUUUAUGUUAGUUCUAGCUAAUAUAUGGGACAAAUGGGCAACCAAAGAAACUAUUAUAAAAUCUGCUAGAAGGGUUGGUGUCACUGAAAACUCAUUGAGUGUUGAAUUUAUGCAAAAAGAUAAAUUUGAAAGAGCAGAAAACUGUAUUGAAGCAGAGAAACAGCCAUCUCCCUUAAUUUCUUCGCCUGAUAAAAGACGUUGUUCAACAAGUUACUGGAAAUCAAAGUUCAAACAAGCUAUGGAACUGAUUGAUGAACUUCACGAAAAAAGUAUUCAACUGGAAGAAAUACUAGGUCUUAUGGUAACCAAAAAGGUAAAGCCUAAAUUAUCAAAAGAUAUGACACGCGUUACCCAAGUACAUGGUUCAAUGACAGCAAACAAUGUAUUAACUGUAGCUGAAUCCAUAAAAAGAAUCAAAGAAAAAAAGUUAAAAGAAAAAGAAGAUGCUGAAAAAAAAAAGAGGAAGUUAAAAAACUUUUUAUUAAAUGUAUGCUUCAAUGUAAUUGUGGAGACAAAAUGUAAAGCUUUCGGCUUGAAGCAGUGUCUAACCUGUCUUAAUGUUAUGAAGUCUGUUUGCAGCAAAGUAAAUUGCAAAGUAAAUGGACAAAAUCCAUAAAUGAUUUUAUUAGCAGGUGCUAGAAAGAAAUGAACCAAUUAUUUUAAUGAGAUAUUUCUAUAAAUUUUGUGCAAAUUUAGUGAAAAAGAUUGAUUCUGGUUAA
Hydra vulgaris (swiftwater hydra) is the source of this 3970-nucleotide messenger RNA. RefSeq lists its product as uncharacterized. Lineage: Eukaryota; Metazoa; Cnidaria; Hydrozoa; Anthoathecata; Hydridae. The record is from RefSeq and is a predicted model, not a curated record.